Molecule: messenger RNA, 6616 nt
Organism: Myxocyprinus asiaticus (Chinese sucker)
Lineage: Eukaryota; Metazoa; Chordata; Actinopteri; Cypriniformes; Catostomidae
Product: clustered mitochondria protein homolog
Exons: 26
Coding region: 2335-6597 (1420 amino acids)
Biological process (GO): intracellular distribution of mitochondria
Cellular component (GO): cytoplasm
Molecular function (GO): protein binding; mRNA binding
Source: RefSeq, a predicted model, not a curated record
UUUUUCCCUUUGGGCCAUUCAUUGGUCCAUUGUCCACAAUUCUUAAUUAAAAAAAAAUAAAAUUGGCAGCAUUUUUAUGACCCUGUCAUGGCCAGCACAAUCUCCAGACCUGAACCCCAUUGAAAACCUCUGGUAUGUGGUCAAGAGGAAGAUGGAUGUCCACAAGCCAUUAAACAAAGCCGAGCUGCUUGAAUUUUUGCGCCAAGAGUGGCAUAGUCACUUAGCAGCAAUGUGAAAGACUGGUAGAGAGCAUGCCAAGACACAUGAAAGCUGUGAUUGAAAAUCAGGGUUAUUCCACCAAAUAUUGAUUUCUGAACUCUUCCUAAAUUAAAACAUUAGUCUUGUGUUGUUUAAAAAUGAACUUGUUUUCUUUGCAUUAUUCGAGGUCUGAAAACACUGCAUUUUUAUUUAUUUUUUAUUUUGACCAGUUGUCAUUUUCUGCAAAUAAAUGCUCUAAAUGACAAUAUUUUUAUUUGGAAUUUGGGAGAAAUGUUGUCAGUACUUUACAGAAUAAAACAAAAUUGUUCAUUUUACUCAAACGCAUACCAAUAAAUAGUAAAUCCAGAGGAACCGAUCAUCUUGUAGUGGUCUCUUAUUUUUUUCCAGAGCUGUAUGUAUGAAUGAACAUGGUGUUGUCCAUGUUUCCUGUUCUUUCUGACAACAAAGCAUGUGAACACGACAUACUCGUAAUUACCCUUUCAGAAGUGGGAAGUAGGAUAAUUCUGAGCACAUGAAGGCAGCACAGGACUAGCACUCUUUCCCUUUACGAGAGCGCAUGUGCGUUAAACAGUCUAUGCUGCACGGAGAUGAUGAUGAGACAUAUGCACGGAGAGACAUGGAUUUUCAGUCCUAUAGAAAGAAACUGUUGAUUUCUUGUGUUCCAAUGUGUGGAUUACUACUUUUCACCAGCAUGUAAAAAUGAAAACACUGAAUGUGAGGGAAUAGGCGUACUUAAAAUGUUGUGUAAGACGUGCAAUCCCACUAUGAAAUUCAUUAACUGAGUUUUUUUCCUGCUAUUUUCUACACAUUGGUAAUAGCUGCUGCUAAGACACUUGGAAAAGAGUGAGGACAGUUCUAGGAGAGUGUGCUCGGUGUCUGCAUGCUCUUGUGUGAGCACGCGACUGUGCCUUGGCAUUAGGGUUGGGAACCGAGAACCGGUCCUUGUUCAGAACCGGUUCUGUUCUUUAAAAAAAAUCUCGGAAUCGUAUGAUCUUCGUGACUUUUGGAUCCGUUAACGGUUCUCCAGCGUGCAAUUUUCCGCCGAUGUGGCUGGAACACUGUCCUCAAAUACGCUAACAGUGUUUCCAGCAUCUCUGCAGCAGCGCUCCCCUCUACUGACUCUACAGCGUAAAAACAUACAGUUCUACAAGUGUAUUUAAUUCCCAAUCGAAUGAGUCUUGAGCCGGCACUUUUUACAGCGUGAAACAUAUGCGCUUCCGGUACAGUUCUAUUCCAGAAAUAAUUAUUCAAAGUAGCCGGUUCUUAUGAAUCAACAGCGCAAAACAUAUGGUGCUUCCGGUAUAGUCCAAUCCCACAAGAACCAUUCUAAUGAGCCGGUUCUUUUGAAUCUGAAGUGCGAAAGAUGCAGCGCUUCCAGUAUACAAGUAAUCUUAUACUAAUGUGCAAGUUAUGAAUGUCAAACUCAAAAUUAAUUAUGAAUUUUAUAAAAUAAUAAAUUAAUUAAUGAAAUAUGCCAUCACAUUGCGUGUUGGUUUAGAUUCCUUUAUUUAAAAUGGAGUAAGGAUCAUUUAUCGGAUUGUAUUUAUGCCUCAAAGUCUGCAAACACACCUUCUACAAGAAAUGUAUUAUAUUUAUUUCUGAUUUGUUAUAUCUGCUCUUUACAAAUCUGAAAUGAUCUCAUUAUUUAUUAACAGACAGCAGAGGGAAGUAAAUGCAAUAAGAAUUGCAUUUCUCAUUUCUAAAUAAUUCUUUAAAAAAAAGAAUUAAUGGAAUCGUUACUGGAACCGGAAUCAUUAAGUGGAAUCGGAACUGGAAUUGUAAAAUUCCUUACGAUUCCCAUCCCUACUUGGCGCGUCCAGUAUAUUAUGUGCUUGCGCAUCUUUGCAAGCUAAAUAUACUCACGUUCGCUCAUCGAUUAGAAGAUUUUGUACGCUUUGUGUAAUUUUUGUGCUCUCUCGCUUGUUGUUCGCUUGCACUAAUGUUAUAAAUGCAGCAUUGGCCCCAUUGGGCAAGUGACAGUUCUAGCAACUGGCCCGAAUCUCUCUCACUGUCCCUGGGCCAUUGGGCAGUCCUUAUUGUCGAGCCCUGCUGCUGCAGCUUGUAGAGAAAUCAGUUUUCACUUUUUGAUCCGCAUGUCAAGUACCUUAUCUUCUCAUGGACCGCCAUGGGUGGAGGGCAGACCAGCCCAAAGGUGCGCUGAGCCACCUACUGUACCAAGGGCACAACGGUGACACAGCAGUAAUGAAUGGGGAUGGUGGUCACGAUCAGGCUGAGGAUGCCGACUCCAAGCAGGAUGGCAGUGCUGAUGCAGAAUCUGGAGAGGACUCGAAUGAACAAGAAGUGAUUGUAAUUCAGGACACUGGCUUCACUGUGAAGAUCCAAGCACCAGGAACUGAGCCUUUUGACCUGCAGGUGUCACCACAAGAGAUGGUGCAGGAGAUCCACCAAGUGCUGAUGGACCGUGAAGACACCUGUCACCGCACCUGCUUUUCCUUGCAGCUUGAUGGCAAUGUACUUGACAACUUCGCCGAGCUCAAGUCCAUUGAGGGCCUACAAGAGGGAUCCCUUCUUAAAGUGGUCGAAGAACCGUACACAGUGCGUGAAGCUCGCAUUCACGUUCGUCACAUCAGAGACCUGCUGAAGAGCCUUGACCCAUCAGAUGCCUACAACGGAGUGGACUGCAACUCGCUCUCCUUCCUCAGUGUUUUCACAGAUGGUGACCUUGGAGAUACUGGAAAACGCAAGAAGAAGGGCAAUGAACUUGAGCAGAUUGAUUGCACACCACCUGAACACAUUCUGCCAGGCAGCAAAGAGCGUCCUUUAGUUCCCCUCCAACCACAAAAUAAAGACUGGAAGCCUAUGCAGUGCCUGAAGGUCUUGACCAUGAGUGGCUGGAACCCACCGCCUGGCAACAGGAAGAUGCACGGAGACCUCAUGUACCUGUACAUUGUAACUGUAGAGGAUAGACACGUCAGCAUCACUGCCUCAACCCGUGGGUUCUACCUCAAUCAGUCCACCACUUAUACCUUCAACCCCAAGCCAGCCAAUCACAGCUUCCUCAGCCACUCUCUGGUGGAACUGCUGAGCCAGAUUAGUCCUGCCUUCAAGAAGAACUUUACUGCUCUGCAAAAGAAGAGGGUUCAGAGACAUCCAUUUGAAAGAAUAGCCACUCCCUUCCAAGUGUUCAGCUGGACUGCACCACAGAUUGACCAUGCCAUGGAUUGUGUGAGAGCAGAGGAUGCCUACACCUCCCGCCUGGGUUAUGAGGAACACAUACCUGGCCAAACAAGAGACUGGAAUGAGGAACUCCAGACGACCAGAGAACUUUCUCGUAAGAACCUCCCUGAGCGCCUGCUAAGAGAGAGAGCCAUAUUCAAGGUUCAUAGUGACUUUGCUGCUGCAGCUACGCGGGGAGCGAUGGCAGUGAUUGAUGGCAACGUUAUGGCUAUCAACCCUGGAGAGGAAACACGUAUGCAGAUGUUCAUCUGGAACAACAUUUUCUUCAGCUUGGGCUUUGACGUACGCGACCACUACAGGGAGCUGGGUGGUGAUGCUGCCGCCCAUGCUGCCCCCACCAAUGACUUGAACGGGGUGAGGGCAUACAGUGCUGUAGAUGUGGAGGGGCUCUACACCCUGGGCACAGUGGUAGUGGACUACCGAGGGUACCGUGUAACUGCACAGUCCAUUAUUCCUGGGAUCCUGGAGCGUGAACAGGAGCAGAGUGUUAUCUAUGGAUCCAUUGACUUCGGCAAGACCGUAGUGUCUCACCCCAAGUAUCUGGAGCUGCUGGAGAAGACUAGUCGGCCACUGAAGGUUCAGCACCAUGCUGUCCUCAAUGAGAAUGAUGCUCCUGUAGAUCUAUGCUCCUCUGUGGAAUGUAAGGGUAUUAUUGGUAAUGAUGGCCGGCAUUACAUUCUAGACCUUUUGCGUACCUUUCCUCCUGACCUCAACUUCCUGCCGGUGGAAGGAGAAGAGCUGGCCCCUGAGAGCCAGAAACUGGGUUUCCCUCGGCAACAUCGCCAUCGCCUGGCUUGCUUACGCCAGGAACUCAUCGAGGCCUUUGUAGAGCACAGAUAUCUCCUCUUCAUGAAGAUGGCAGCACUCCAGCUAAUGCAGCAGAAAGCAAACAAAGACAACAAAACUGCAGCCCUGCAGGAUACAAGUGCUGCAGAUGUGCAGUCUGAAAGCAAAACACAGGCUCCAAAAGCGUCUGAGAAAGUUCCUGAAACCACAGCAGCCUCUCCAACCUCCUCUGAAUCCACUCUGACUCCUGAAGAACCAGUUGAACUAAAUGCAACAACUGCACCUGACAACUCUUCUCCAGAGGCCCCAGCCAGACAGAAUGCAGAGAUUCCUACAUCAAACACCAAUGGUACUCAUGAGCCUUCAACCGUAGAGAGGCAGAACGGAGAGUGUGAUAGUCCCUUGGAGGGUAAGGAAGCUGAUGAAAACAUACCUGGACUUGCCCAAGCUAAAGAGCUGGCCAAAUCUUUAGCAGCUGAAGAUGGAUCUGGUAUCGAUCCAAAAAGUCGAGAGGUUGUCCUCAAUGCCUGUAAAGCUGUGGGCUCCAUCAGCAACACCUCUUUCGACAUUCGCUUCAACUCCGAUAUCUUCUCUCCAGGAGUGCGCUUCCCUGAUGACAGCACUGAAGACAUCCAGAAACAGAAGCAGCUUCUCAAAGAUGCUGCAGCCUUCUUAGUGUCAUGCCAGAUCCCCUCAUUUGUAAAAGACUGUUUAGAUCACAGCUCUCUGCCUAUGGAUGGAGCCACAUUAACAGAGGCCAUUCAUCAGCAUGGUAUUAAUGUGCGCUAUCUUGGCACUGUGCUGGAGUUUGUGGACAACAUGCCUGCAAAAGCUCAACUUGAGCACAUCUAUAGAAUAGGAAUCAGUGAGCUGAUCACCAGGUGUGCAAAGCAUAUCUUCAAGACAUAUCUUCAGGGUGUGGAGCUUUCCGCUCUAUCCGCUGCGGUGAGCCACUUCCUGAACUGCUUCUUGAGCUCUUUCCCAGAUGCUGUGGCUCAUCUCCCUGCGGAUGAGCUGGUGUCACGCAGAAAGAGCCGCAAGAGACGUAACAGGGUCCCCGGUGGAGGAGACAACACAGCCUGGGCCAGCCUAACUCCCAGUGAGCUCUGGAAGAACAUUGCCUCUGAGGCACAGAACUACUAUCACUUUAACCUGCAAUGUGAAAGUGUGGACCAAACAGUAGAAAAAUACGGGUUGCAGAAGACCACCCUUCUGAGGGAGAUUUCCAUCAAGACUGGCAUUCAGAUCUUGAUAAAGGAGUACAGCUUUGACAGCCGCCACAAGCCGGCCUUCACUGAGGAAGACAUCCUGAACAUCUUCCCCAUCGUGAAGCACGUCAACCCUAAAGCCUCAGAUGCCUUCCAUUUCUUCCAGAGUGGACAGGCCAAGGUUCAGCAAGGAUUCCUUAAAGAGGGCUGUGAGCUCAUCAAUGAGGCCUUGAACCUCUUCAACAACGUGUAUGGAGCCAUGCAUGUGGAGAUCUGUGCCUGUCUGCGCCUACUGGCUCGACUCAACUACAUCAUGGGUGAUCAUCCUGAGGCACUUAGUAACCAGCAGAAAGCUGUCCUAAUGAGUGAGAGAGCUCUGGGUAUUGAACACCCCAACACUAUUCAAGAAUAUAUGCACUUAGCUCUGUACUGCUUUGCCAAUGGCCAGCUGUCCACUGCCCUGAAGCUGCUGUACCGUGCACGCUACCUCAUGCUUGUGGUAUGUGGGGAGGACCAUCCUGAAAUGGCUCUGCUCGAUAGCAAUAUUGGUCUGGUGCUUCAUGGUGUGAUGGAGUAUGACCUGUCCCUGCGUUUCCUGGAGAAUGCCUUGGCCAUCCAUUCAAAAUACCAUGGGCCCCGGUCCCUUAAAGUAGCCCUCAGUCAUCACCUGGUGGCAAGAGUAUAUGAAAGCAAGGCUGAGUUCCGCUCAGCACUACAGCAUGAGAAGGAGGGAUAUACUAUUUACAAGAACCAGGUUGGUGAAGCUCAUGAGAAGACGAAGGAGAGCUCAGAGUAUCUGAAGUACCUUACGCAGCAGGCCGUCGCACUGCAGAGAACCAUGAAUGAGAUCUACAAGAACGGAUCCAACGCUAGCAUAAUGCCACUCAAGUUCACAGCACCAAACAUGGCAAGUGUACUGGAACAGCUUAAUAUUAUCAAUGGCAUCAUUUUUAUUCCUCUCAGAUGUUUCUGCACUGUGGGAGCAGUGGUGGCUCAGCGGUUAAGGCUCUGGGUUACUGAUCAGAAGGUUGGGGGUUCAAGCGCAGCACUGCCAAGAUGCCACUGUUGGGCCCUUGACCCUAUCUGCUCCAGGGGCGCCGUAUCAUGGCUGACCCUGCACUCUGACCCCUUAGCUGGGAUAUGUGAAAAAAAAAAAGAAUUUCACUGUAUAUAUGCAAACGUAUAAUGUGUGAUAAAUAAAUAAA